AUUGAAAGAAAUAGGGCUUCGUUUAUAAGAAUCCCUUCUCUAAUAUUGCCAAACCCUUCCCCAUUCCUUCGCCACCCAGCUGCUGCAAAUUAUCUCUCGAAACAGUACCUCCGGUUCCAACUUCAGCUCAAAAAUAUGUCAGGGGAAGAAGUUGCGGUUGGCCAACCCGAGGCGGCGCCUGCACUCGGUGAGCCAAUGGACAUCAACACAGCCUUGCCACUUGUGGUUAGGAAGUCACGAGCUCACGGUGGUCUCGCACGGGGCUUACAUGAAGCUGCUAAGGCAAUUGAAAAGCACAAUGCGCAUCUUUGCGUUAUAGCUGAUGACUGCGACCAGCCGGACUAUGUUAAGCUGGUCAAGGCACUUUGUGCUGAUCAUAAUGUUAAAGUGCUACGUGCCCCGAGCGCAAAAACACUCGGCGAGUGGGCUGGUUUGUGUAAGAUAGACUCUGAGGGUAAAGCACGAAAGGUAGUUGGUUGUUCCUGCGUAGUUGUGAAGGAUUAUGGUGAACAACAUGAGGCCGUCGAAGUUGUUCAGCAGCACAAGGACUAGGUGACCGGAAGAUGGUUUCUUUGGUAAAAUCAAAGCGAUUUUUCUGGGCCAUUUAUUUAUUUUUGAUAGUAAACUGUGGAUUAAUAUGCCUGAGAAUUUCUUUUUUCUUUUUUCCGAAGUUGUUGCAAUGCUGAACUGCUCGGUGUUUCUUAAAUAUGCUAGGCUUUUUUUCCCUUUACUAAAUUAUGUGUUUAGUAGGAGCAAGCCAUUUGGAAAUCCAACAAUUUUAUCAGAUGUUUUGUCCUCUAUUUAUGACAAACCAGUUCAAGUUUGCGUUGUUAA
This is a messenger RNA of Gossypium arboreum, 834 nucleotides long. RefSeq names its product 40S ribosomal protein S12-like. Gene Ontology annotation, biological process: translation. Gene Ontology annotation, molecular function: structural constituent of ribosome. Gene Ontology annotation, cellular component: cytosolic small ribosomal subunit; ribosome. NCBI's taxonomy places the organism in Eukaryota, Viridiplantae, Streptophyta, Magnoliopsida, Malvales, Malvaceae. The record is from RefSeq and is a predicted model, not a curated record. The coding region runs from base 136 to 552 and encodes 138 amino acids. The transcript is spliced from 5 exons.